CUAACAUCUUCCUAGUCAGGAGAGGAACCAGAUCCUGAGUGUGGGUGUUCCCACUAUCAGAUCUGGUGAGGAUACUUUUAGUUGGGUUGGUCACUGCUCUGAGAGAUAUACAACCAACUCGGCCUACAAAUUGUUACUACAUCUUAGUAAUCCCUAUCCUAAUUCAAUUUGGGAAAGGAUUUGGAUUUUUCCUUUGGCAGCUUCUUCAUGAAGCCCUUCCCACUAAUGAUAAGAGGCUUCGUUGUAAUCUUUCGACUUUCGGUGCUUGCACGAGGUGUUAAGCUCCUAUUGAGAAUAUCUUCCAUGUUCUAAGGGAUUGUCCUCAUUCGCGAGAAUUAUGGUUAAGGAUGGGUAUUAAUUCUAUGACUCUCCUUACCUGUGCCAAUAGAGUUUCAUGGGUAAAUCGUAUCCUGUCUCAUAAGGAUGUGUAUCUUCUUGUGGCAAUCAUUUGGUGGGCUUGAUUGUGGAGAAACAAUGUAAUUUUUCUGUGUAGAAGUGCAUCUGCAUGAGAUGUUACCCUAUUUGAUGCGGGAAGGAAUUAGAAAUUAGAAAUGUAAACAUUUAUGAGUAGAUUUAAACUUAACCAAAUCCAGUAUAUGCUACUCAUGUGUGUUUUAAUUUUGUUGGUGCACGACUUCUAAUACGUCAUCACAGACCAGACGUGAAAGCAUCUUAUCAAAGAUCCUCUUACCUUUUUCUUUUUAUUCUCUCUCUUCUAAAGUAAACUCAACUCACCAUGCUGCCUGCCUCCUAAUAUUUAUCUAUUAAGACCGAGAGAUCCCGUGAAUCAAUUGCUCCUCGACGUAACUAACAACAUCAAUCGCCUCUUUCACUGUUCACGAUUUUCGUGCCAAAACCAUGAAGCUUGACUGCUCUAACGGCCAGGCUCCUCUCGCCGCCGAUGUUUCUCCGCCGCAGGAAGACGGCUCCGAGGAGGAGAUAUUCGUGCCGCCGCUCAACUUCGCCAUGGUCGACAACGGCAUUUUUAGGGCUGGCUUUCCCGAUUCCGCCAACUUCGGAUUCCUGAAAUCACUCCGUCUCCGUUCCGUAAUGUGUUUGUGCCCUGAACCGUAUCCCGAAACGACUUCGGAAUUUUUGAAGGCCAACGGAAUAAGGCUUUAUCAGUUCGGGAUCGAUGGCUGUAAGGAACCCUUUGUCAACAUCCCAAAUGAUACAAUUCGUGAAGCUUUGAAAGUAGCCCUCGAUGUUAGGAAUCACCCCCUGCUGAUUCAUUGUAAACGAGGGAAGCAUCGCACUGGUUGUCUUGUGGGAUGCAUAAGAAGAUUGCAGAGGUGGUGUCUAUCAUCUGUUUUUGAUGAGUACCAAAGGUUUGCAGGUGCCAAAGCUAGAGUGUCAGACCAGAGGUUCAUCGAAUUGUUUGAUAUCUCUUGUUUGAAGCACCACCCACUGUCAUUUUCAUGCUCCAAAAAAUAGAAUCUGAAAUAAUGGUGUGUUCUAGAAAGUUGCUGCUUCCUCCCAUGGAAUAUUUCCAUGAUGAAGUGAAGUAUAAUGACUAGUCGUUUAUUUUUCUUCACCGAAAAUUAGAGCAGGAAUAGUAGAAUUUUUAAUGAGAUAUUCUGCUUCCUUACGUAUGCUGUGUCGUGGAUUGGAUAGUAGUGAAGGUGAAGGGUUGGAAAUGAGCCUGAGGCUUUAUUCGUGAAAAAUAAAAUAAAAAAAUUGCUUACGUUUGGUUCUUUUA
Molecule: messenger RNA, 1699 nt
Organism: Glycine soja
Lineage: Eukaryota; Viridiplantae; Streptophyta; Magnoliopsida; Fabales; Fabaceae
Product: probable tyrosine-protein phosphatase DSP4
Exons: 5
Coding region: 859-1434 (191 amino acids)
Biological process (GO): protein dephosphorylation
Cellular component (GO): cytoplasm
Molecular function (GO): phosphatase activity
Source: RefSeq, a predicted model, not a curated record